Pteronotus mesoamericanus is the source of this 1782-nucleotide messenger RNA. Its product is annotated as leukocyte immunoglobulin-like receptor subfamily A member 6. The record is from RefSeq and is a predicted model, not a curated record. Gene Ontology annotation, biological process: cytokine-mediated signaling pathway. Gene Ontology annotation, molecular function: inhibitory MHC class I receptor activity. Gene Ontology annotation, cellular component: plasma membrane. NCBI's taxonomy places the organism in Eukaryota, Metazoa, Chordata, Mammalia, Chiroptera, Mormoopidae.
AUGCCCCCGACGCUCACGGCCCUGCUCUGCCUCGGGCUGAGCGUGGGCCUGGGGACCCCAGUGCAGGCAGGGACCCUCCCCAAACCCACCCUCUGGGCGGAGCCAGGCCCUGUGAUCCCCUGGGGGAGCCCGGUGACCAUCUGGUGUCAGGGGAUCUUAGAGGGUAAGGAGUACCAUCUGAAUAAAGAGGGAAACCCAAUGCCUUGGGAGAGACGGAAACCACUGGAUCACGGAAACAAGGCCAAGUUCUCCAUCACACUAGUGACAGAGCGCACGGCAGGGUUAUAUCACUGUAACUAUCGGAGCCCCACGGGCUGGUCAGGGCCCAGUGACCCCCUGGAGCUGGUGGUGACAGGGGUCUACAGCAAACCCAGCCUCUCGGCCCUGCCCAGCCCUGUCGUGACCUCAGGAGGGAACGUGACCCUCCAGUGUGGCUCAUGGGAGGGAUUUGACAGGUUCAUUCUGACGAAGGAAGGAGAACGCAGGCUCUUCUGGGCCCUGGACUCACAGCGACACCCCAGUGGGCAGUCCCAGGCCCUGUUCCCUGUGGGCCCCGUGACCCCCAGACACCGGUGGAGGCUCAGGUGCUAUGGCUGUUACACGGACAGACCCCAGGAGUGGUCACAGCCCAGUGACCCCCUGGAGCUGCUGGUCUCAGGAGGCUCAGGGAAGCCCUCCCUCCUGACCCAGCAGGGCCCCAUCGUGGCCGCUGGACAGAGCCUGACCCUCCAGUGCCGCUCGGACCUCGGCUAUGACAGGUUCGCUCUGUCCAAGGAGGGGGCACAGGACCCCCCCCAGAGCACUGCCCUGCAGCCCCGGGCGGGGCUUCUGGACAUGGUGCGGGGAUCCCACGGGGGCCGGUACAGGUGCUACAGGGGACACAGCCCCUCCUCCGAGUGGUCGGCCCCCAGUGACCCCUUGGACGUCCUGGUGGCAGGAUGGCUCCCUGACAGACCCUCCCUCUCGGUGCAGCCAGGCCCCACGGUGGCCUCAGGAGAGAAGGUGACUCUGCUGUGUCAGUCACGGAGCCCGAGGGACACCUUCUUUCUGACCAAGGAGGGGGCGGCUGACCCCCCCCUGUGGGUCAGACGACAGCCCCGAGCUCAGCAGCACCAGGCAGAGUUCUCCAUGGGGCCCGUGACCUCGGCCCACGGGGGCACCUACAGGUGCUACAGCGCAAACCACAGCAGCCCCUACCUGCUGUCGCAGCCCAGUGACGCCCUGGAGCUCCUGGUCUCAGACUCCCAGACCCAAAACUACACAGCGGGGAAUCUCGUCCGCAUGGGCGUGGCUGGCCUGCUGCUGCUGGUCCUCGGGGGGCUGCUGUUUCAGGCUCAGGACACCGAGAGGACGGCCCACGCUGCCGCCAGGAUAUGCUACGCUUCCUCCAGCUCCUACCCCCACGGGUGGUCACACCGCAGGGACCCUCUGCGCAUCCAGGUCACAGCUUCACGGAUCCCAGCCGCGCGCCCCGUCGAUCCGGCCCGCGGCGUUGUGCUGGGUGACCUACUUCGCCCCGACGUGCUCAGGGCCGGCUCCGAGGGCGCAGGGUGCGUUGCCGCCGGACGGGCGGAGCACAGCCCCGCCGAGGGCCUGGGUGUGCGCCCGCCGCGCCACCCUGCUGGCCGCCGAGGUAUUCGCCGACCUGCGUGGGAAGCCGCGGAGUCCCGGGGAGGCGCCGCGCCGCCCUCCACCUCCCCGUGCCCCAGCACCUGGCCCCGGUCCUGCGCCUGCACCGCCGCCGCCGCCGCCGAGAGCCACCUCUGUCCCUUUGCAAGCUGA